GACGACAGCUGUCCGCCCCCAGCCCGGCAUGCACCGCGCCGGGGAAACCCGAGCGGAGAGAGGCAACGCGGAAGUGCCCCCGCGAGUGUUGACAACAGCCAGCAGCGGCGUGUGUCCACGGGACGCUUAAGAACGACCACUGCCUCCGGACAGAAAGAUGACUGCCCAGGAGGUGCGUCUGUGUGGUCUCCUGCUGCGGGAGCACUAUGGAGAAGUGGUGGAGAAAGUGGGAACACACCUGCUCAGAAGUGGAGCACAGAACUUAAGAACCAUCGUUCAUGAGACUGGCAUGCCACUGGACCUGGUGAAGAAGUGUCUGUGUGUGCUGGUGCAGCACGGGGCCUGUGUGUUCAGCUUGGGUCGUAAAGGACCUGGGAGUCCCACAGAGUACCAGACCAGCUGUAGUCAGAUUCUGACCAUUCUGCGCUACCCACGUUACAUCUACACUGCGAAAACCCUGUACGGCGACACCGGAGAGCUAAUCGUAGAGGAGCUGCUGCAGAGAGGUCAUAUGACCAUGAGCAGCACUGUGAAGACCGUUGCCGACCGCCUCACCCAGAACAUGGAGGAUGGGCGCAGCAUGGAUUACAGUGAAGUGUCUUCCUCCUUCUCCAAACUGGUGGAGACUCAUUUUCUUCAGCGCUGCCCUCCACUACCUGGAGCAGGAACAACAGACAGCACGACCCCGGCCGCCCCUGCUGCCCCUGCUACCCCUGCUACUCCGGCUGCCCGUGUUAGCACUGCCCCGCCCACACCAGAGAGCUUCUCUGACUGCUACAAGGUGCCACAUGUGACACUCUGUGGACGUGGCAAACGUCAGCUCUCCAGUGAGGAUGGAGAAGACCAAAGGAAUGCAAAGAAGGCAAAGUUAGAUUCAGACACACACGGUGAUGAGGGGAUUUACUGGCAGGUGAAUUUUGAGAGGUUCCAUCUUCACUUCAGAGACCAGGCCAUCAUCAGUGCUGUUGCCAACAAACUGGACCAGACCAGCAGUGAGAUAGUGAGGACUAUGCUGAGGAUGAGUGAGGUAACAACCUCGCCAAUUGCCACCUGCACAAAGCCCCUCUCCGCCAAUGAGAUCUUCCGAUCGCUCCCAAGCAACUACAACAUUGCCAGACCCAUCUUAGACCAAUACCUCACGCUGUUGGUGGAUGACCCGAUGGAGUUUGUGGGGAAGGCUGGUGAAAGUGGAGGAGGGAUGUAUGUUGUCAAUCUACACAGAGCGCUGGCCAAUCUGGCACGGGCCACACUUGAGUCUGUAGUACAGGAGAGGUUUGGCUCCCGGUCAGCACGCAUUUUCCGCCUGUUGCUAAGGAAACGUCACCUGGAGCAGAAGCAGGUGGAGGAUUUUGCCAUGAUUCCAGCCAAGGAGGCUAAAGACAUGCUGUACACGCUGCUGUCACAGAACCUCGCCCAGCUACAGGAAAUCCCAAAGACGCCCGACUAUGCUCCCUCUCGUACCUUCUAUCUUUACACCGUAAACCAACUCCCAACUGCAAGAAUGCUGCUGCAGAACUGCUUCAAGACAGUGGCCAAUCUCAUCGACAGACGCCUCUUUGAGGCCAAAGAGAACAAGCGUCUCCUGGAGAAAUCCCAGCGAAUCGAGGCAAUCCUGGCAUCUUUGCAGGCCAGCGGGGCCGAGCCCGAGCAGCUGACAGAGGUCGAGGAGAUGAUCACAGCUCCUGAAAAGCAACAGCUGGAGGGCUUACGGCUUCAUAUCAACAAGUUAGAUUCAGCCGAGAACCAGGUAGAUGAAACCAUCUUUCUUCUAGAGUCCUACAUCAACUCCACUGCCUCUUCCACAAGUUGAGUCACACGUUUGAGCAGUGCAUUGUACUUUUUGUCAUUAGUUUUUGUGUAUGAAUGCUUCCAAGUAAAACUGUUUCAUAGUUUAGUGGAACAAAAUUAUUUCAUUUUUAUUGCUUGCAUCAGCAAAUGAAUAAGCGGGGAACAGGAAUACUUUUCAAAACUUUUAAUUUCAUUAAAGAACAAAACUGUAAGACAAA
Molecule: messenger RNA, 2006 nt
Organism: Scophthalmus maximus (turbot)
Lineage: Eukaryota; Metazoa; Chordata; Actinopteri; Pleuronectiformes; Scophthalmidae
Gene: polr3c
Product: polymerase (RNA) III (DNA directed) polypeptide C
Exons: 13
Coding region: 158-1810 (550 amino acids)
Biological process (GO): DNA-templated transcription
Cellular component (GO): RNA polymerase III complex
Molecular function (GO): single-stranded DNA binding
Source: RefSeq, a predicted model, not a curated record